Auxenochlorella protothecoides is the source of this 1005-nucleotide messenger RNA. RefSeq names its product Chloroplast stem-loop binding protein of 41 kDa a, chloroplastic. The record is from RefSeq and is a predicted model, not a curated record. Bases 1 to 1005 code for a protein of 334 amino acids. The transcript is spliced from 9 exons. Lineage: Eukaryota; Viridiplantae; Chlorophyta; Trebouxiophyceae; Chlorellales; Chlorellaceae.
AUGACCCGUCAGCACAAGUUGGGUCAUGUCCUGCAAUGGAGGCCCAUGGGGCGCAACAGCGGGGGCCAUGCCUUCCUGGGCCUGCACCUGGCUCAAAGGCUCCUGGAACAGGGGCAUGAGGUCACCAUUCUGAAUGCUGGAUCCAAGGUGCCGAGGCACGUGGUGGUGGAGAUGCGGGAGAAGCUGGAGAAGAACGGUCCGUUUGCAGAGUAUGCCAAUGUCAAGGGGCUGGAGGUGGUGUGGGGGGAUGCGACCGACAGCAGUUUCCUGGAGUCCCUCAAGCCCUAUGAUGUCGUCGUCGAGAAUAACGGGAAGGACCUGGAUACCUGCAAGCCCUUGAUCGACGCCUUCAAGGGGCGCAAGGGCACCCAGUACAUCUUCAUCGCCUCUGCCGGGGCAUACAAGCCCGACCCCAACCAGCCCCCGCUUGUGGAGGGGGACCCCCGCAAGGAGUCUGCUGGGCAUGUGGCCGUGGAGAAGUACAUCGAGCAGGAGCAUCUGCCUUACACCGUGUUCCAGCCGCUGUACAUCUAUGGGCCGCACACCGCCAAGGACUGCGAGCAGUGGUUCCUGGACCGCAUCCUUCGGGACGAGCCGGUGCCCGUCCCCGGUAACGGGCUGGGCCUGGUCACGCUGAGUCACGUCGCCGACGUGGCGGCCAUGGUGGCCGCGGCGGUGCCGGGCAAGCCGGCCGCCCUGGGCCAGCACUUCAACGUGUGCUCCGACCGCGCGGUGACCCAUGCAGGCAUCGUGCACAUCCUGGCAGAGGCGGCGGGACGGGAGGCACGCCUCGCGCCCUUUGACGCCGAGGAGACCGGGAAGCUGAAGGCCACGGGGUUUCCCUUCAGGCCUGGGCACUUCUUUGCCUCGUCGGACAAGGCCAAGCGUGAGCUGGGCUGGAAGCCAGAGCACACGUUCACCCAGGAUGCAGCCGAGCUGGUGGAGGCCUACAAGGCCUCUGGACGGCUGGACCAGGAGAUGGAUUUCAGCGGAGGCUCGGUGUGA